GGGUCAUUCCCACAAUGCUGUGCUUCUCUCACCACCCACCUUGCUAACGUAGGCCUGACAAAAUGGUGGUGUUCCGUUGCUGUGUUGUGCUCAAAUCAUAGAGAAUCGAAUUUGGAAAAACAAUGGCAGAAGAAGGAACCAGCAUUUCUCCUGGAGAGCUUCACAAAGAAGUCAAUGAGACAUCCACACCAGAGGAAAAUGAAGAUUCCUGCAUCUCAAAUGAAACUCAGGUGAAUGGCACUGAGCCUGAAGCUGAUGUAUAUCGCUAUAUUAAAGGUGAUCUUUUUACAUCUGAGAUUUACAAGAUUGAAAUACAGAACCUCCCAAAAUAUGUAAGUUUCAGCGAUUUAAGAAAAUUUCUCAGCAGGAAUAGCUUGGUUCCUCACAAAAUUAAACUCUUUGGAAAGCGGCCUUUUGCAUUUGUGACUUUUAAAGAGGAACAAGAACGAGACCGAGCAAUGGAGGUCCUUCAGGGGCAAGUUUGGAAAAAUAGGAAUUUGCAUGUCCGAUUAGCAAAACCAAAAGCUGAUCCUAUUGCUAAGAAACGAAAGCAGGAAGGCACCGAGAAUGAUAAUCAUGAACGAAAGCGUACUGCUCCAGUGGAUGUUUUGGACAGACCUUUAAGUGAACAAAUUGCUGAUGUGGUGACACCCCUAUGGAACAUUCCAUAUGAAGAACAGCUGAAAAAGAAAGAGCAAAACGUCUUACAAGUGUUGGCAUUGUUAACUACAGAAAUAGGUACCCAUAAUCGAGCCUUUGUGCCGUGGGUGUUUCGACAGAAAAAGAUGUUUGGUGGAAUCUGUUGUCCAUUGGAGGGAGUGAAGCCGUCACCACUGCAGACUGAAUACCGUAACAAGUGCGAAUUUCUAAUUGGCGUUGGAGCAAAUGGAGAAGAUAAAACUAUAGGAUGUCGUUUGGGUAAAUACAAGGGAGGAUCGUGUGCAGUUGUAGAGCCAUUUGAUACUGUUCAUAUUCCAACCAAAGCAAAGGAGGUUGUGAAGGCAUUUCAGAACUACAUAAGGUUAUCUCCUUAUUCUGUGUAUAGCCCAGAAACGUAUGAAGGUCACUGGAAGCAGUUGACUGUACGCAUCACUAGAGCCAAGCAUAUCAUGGCUAUAAUUUACUUCAAUCCUCAGAAGCUAACUAAAACAAAACUAGAAGAACUGAAAGGUGAAUUAGCCAAAUAUUUCACAGAAGGUGAUGGGAAGGAUUGUGGAGUAACUUCACUUUACUUUGCUGAAGAAGGUCAAAGAAAAUCUCCCAGUUUGGAAGACUUGCCUUUGGACCAUGUGACUGGAGAGAAGUACAUAUAUGAAGAGCUCCUUGGACUUAAAUUCAGGAUUUCUCCUCAUGCAUUUUUCCAGGUGAACACCCAGGCUGCCGAGGUCCUUUAUUCAGCAGUUGGAGACUGGGCCAAUCUGAACCAUGAUAGUGUAGUGUUGGAUGUUUGCUGUGGCACUGGAACUAUUGGACUUUCCCUUGCAAAGAGAGUGAAGAAAGUUAUUGGAAUUGAAAUGUGCCAGGAAGCUACUGAAGAUGCUAAAGUGAAUGCAGAGUUAAAUGGUCUGUCCAACGUGGAAUUCUUGUGUGGGAAAGCUGAAGAUCUCUUUCCUACUGUAAUCAACUCUUUAACAUCACAGAACCUAGUUGCUGUAGUGGACCCACCUCGGGCAGGACUGCAUUCCAGAGUUGUAUUAGCAAUAAGAAGAGCAGAACAUCUGAAAAGUCUAAUUUAUGUUGCUUGUAAUGCUCGAGCAGCUAUGAACAAUUUUGUGGACCUUUGUCGUGCCCCAUCUCAUCGAGUGAAGGGAUCUCCAUUUCGUCCAGUUAAAGCUAUGGCUGUCGAUCUCUUCCCACAUACAAUGUACUAUGAACUGUUAAUAUUGUUUGAGAGAGUGGAAUAAGCUCAGUUUCUCCAAUGAAGACGAGGCUUCAAGAACACACCUGAGACUAAACUUAUUACAAAUGACCAGAUAUUAUUGAAAACAAAUAUUGGGAUUAACCAGAAAUGCUACCUUGAGCUAGUUCAGCAUAAGAACAUAAGAACUAGGAGCAGGAGUAGGCCGUCUGGCCCUUCGAGCCUGCUCCGCCAUUCACUAAGAUCAUGGCUGAUCUUUUCGUGGACUCGGAUCCACUUACCCGCGUUCUCACCGUAUCCCUUAAUUCCUUUAUUGUUCAAAAAAAAUCUACCUUUUUUUAAGAAACGUUUACUAAAGUAGCGUCAACUACUUCACUGGGCAAGGAAUUCCAUAGAUUAACAACCCUCCGGGUGAAGAAGUUCCUUCUCAAUUCAGUCCUAAAUCUGCUCCCUCUAAUUUUGAGGCUGUGCCCUCUUGCCCUAGCAUGCAGCUGUUACUUGUGUAUGAUGGUGGAACACAAUUUUUCUUUUAUGCAUAAUGUUUGUCAUUUAAGUGUUUUAACCAAGUCAGCACUGUAAUGACAGUUAUGAGCAAAAUUAAGACUUUGAUUUGAAUAGUUCUUGUAUAUGUUGCCAUUAUGUGUGAAUUUGUUGAACUCAUUAAAAUGUGGUCAAUACUUUUUUAAA
Rhincodon typus (whale shark) is the source of this 2545-nucleotide messenger RNA. It is a transcript of the gene trmt2a, whose product is annotated as tRNA methyltransferase 2 homolog A. The transcript has 12 exons. The record is from RefSeq and is a predicted model, not a curated record. Bases 123 to 1904 code for a protein of 593 amino acids. Gene Ontology annotation, biological process: RNA processing. Lineage: Eukaryota; Metazoa; Chordata; Chondrichthyes; Orectolobiformes; Rhincodontidae. Gene Ontology annotation, molecular function: RNA methyltransferase activity; RNA binding.